AAAUCCAAAAUUAAUGAGAACAUUAACUGAUAUUUCUAAAGUUGCUCAAUGGAUCGAGAAAUUAAAACAACUUACUGAAGUUGAAACAUUGAGUGACUUGAGAGACGAUGAAACUUUGACAUUAGGAAAAUUAUGUGAUUCUUUUGAACUAUUACAUGAAAGGCUUAAAGUACUUGAUGAUGCAUGCUGGGCAUUGAUUAAGGAGUUAUCCCUUUCAGGAGACUUUUUGGACUGGCUUAGGACAAUAGCUGAUCAUGAUAUUAAGAAUUUGAUUAAUGGAGUAGACGAUCAUUCUGAUGAAAGACUUAUUCAAGAAGAUACGGUGUCAUCUCUUAUUCAAGUUAAACAAUUCCUUUUACCAAUCAUGAUAAAUGCAGAAAAUUUCUCAUUGGAACAAUUUUUGGAUGAAAUACGAAAUGUUGCAGAAACUAAUUCUUCAUUAGCCAGUAAAAUUAUUUUGUGUAAUUGUAACAAUAUGGCAUUACAAAAUAUGUACGCUGCUAUUUCGAAUCGUGGUGAAGUAACCAAGGAAAAGAUUUAUAAUGCAGUCAAGAUUGGUGUCUAUGAAUUUAGAUGGACAUCAAAAGAUGAUGUAUGUUCUGCUACUCUAUCUUAUUCAUCUAAAAAUGGCACUAAGAUGACAUAUUCUAUGAGUGAUUUACAAGAUUUAC
Messenger RNA from Racocetra persica, 671 nucleotides. Lineage: Eukaryota; Fungi; Glomeromycota; Glomeromycetes; Diversisporales; Gigasporaceae. The record is from the annotation of a GenBank genome assembly.